Patiria miniata (bat star) is the source of this 2806-nucleotide messenger RNA. Its product is annotated as E3 ubiquitin-protein ligase TRIM33-like. The coding region runs from base 189 to 1985 and encodes 598 amino acids. Gene Ontology annotation, cellular component: chromatin; nucleoplasm. Gene Ontology annotation, molecular function: zinc ion binding; ubiquitin-protein transferase activity. Gene Ontology annotation, biological process: positive regulation of DNA-templated transcription. The transcript has 2 exons. The record is from RefSeq and is a predicted model, not a curated record. Lineage: Eukaryota; Metazoa; Echinodermata; Asteroidea; Valvatida; Asterinidae.
GACGGUACGAAUAACACCACUGUGGCGCAGCAGGAAAUAAAACGAGCGCCAUUUUGUAACAUUUCUAACAUCAUUUCGAAUGCAACAGCCUAGCUCGAUUGAACGACAGAGAUCGCCCCAUUUGAGUACAUUAAUUCUAUUUUCCACGAUUCGCUAAGGUCAAAGCGAACUUCAAAAGGGACAGAAAGAUGGCAGAGGGCAGCAUAUCUGAGCCAGAAUCGGGGAUAACUGCCAAGAAAACACAGGAAUGCUCCAUCUGCUUCACCGAGUACAAGGAUCCCAGGAUGCUGGAGUGCUCACAUACGUUCUGCCUGCAAUGUCUCCAAGAACUCAAACAAGCUCAGAACAAGGAAGACAAGAACAUUAGCUGUCCUUUAUGCCGCAAGGAAACCAUUCUGACAGAAGGAGUAGAACAACUACCUAGCUGCCAAGAGGGUGUUACUAAGGAGGAAGAUCAAGACGGAGGUCAAGUGUCAAAGGUCAUAUGUCAGGCUUGUGAUGAGGAGAAUGAGGCUAUUUGUAGAUGUAUGGAUUGUGAGCAAUAUCUCUGCAAGGAAUGUCAGAGAGCACAUCAGCGUUGGGUAGCUUUUAGAAAACACAAGAUAUCAGAGUUGGAGCCAGACGGUAAGCUCAAGGACUAUGUACCCAGGUGUAAGGAACAUCCUGAGCAGGAACUUUGCUUUUACUGUAACACCUGUGAUGCUCUGAUCUGUAGCGAAUGUACCAUCUCCAAGCACAAGAAAUCUUCGCACUUCUUCGACAGCAUUGAAACAGCUUUUUCGAAAUGUAGUCAAGAAAUAAAUGAAGCAGUUUCUCAGACAGCCAGGUGCAUACAGGAGUCAGAUCGGGUUGACAUAGAUCAUUCACGGCACAGACUGGCUACGAUGUUACGAAGGACAAAGAUACGGAUUUCCCUCGCGGCUGAAGAGGAGAUUGCCAAUAUCAAACAGGAGGAGCAGGGACUGAGACAACAAGCUCAAGAUAUUUUCGCGCAGAGGGACAAGCAGUUCGCAUUUGCUGCGACAGGUAACCAGACUGUAAACAAAGUGAAGAGCAUGCUGAGCGACGCAAGUUGUUAUGAAGUUCUUGGGUCAAAGACGAAGCUACUGCAGGAUUUGAGAGAACACACGGAGAUACGAUCAGGUAGAGGCAUUAGCCACCAGCAGUCAUUUGUUUGCUUCGAAAAAGGUCAUUCUAGGUAUGGUAAACAAAUUGGCAGUCUUAAGGAGCGAGAGUAUUGGCGCACCGGCGGGAUAUCGUGCGAAUACAACGAUGAAAUGCCCAAGCCCCACGGAUGGACUUGUAUGACAGCAUAUUCAACGGGUAAGCUAGUACUUUCAGGCGAUGAUGAGUUCAUUUCGUGUAAUACAGACUUACAUGAGAAAGGCACUGGCUAUAACCCAACUGCGCUCACAGUGAACAGUGAGGAUCAACUAGUUCUCCUGGACGGUUUAUCGGUCAAGGUUCUGAAUCAAGAAUUUCAGAUGCUUCAUCAGUUUGUACCCAGUAAAAUGGCAAACAUCGAUGGCAGACCAACAUGUCUUGCAGUGGAUGAACACGAUGUGAUAGCAGUGGGUUACAACGAAAGAGAACAGAUAUCACUUCACAACCCGGACGGAACUCUCAUCAAAACACUGCCUGCUCCAAAGAUCGAGAACCGUUUGGUUGUCAGCAACAAGCGGCUGAUCUAUACAGUAGAAAACAAAUCAGAUAAUUGUAAGAUCACGGCUGCAGACUUCGCUGGAGAUUCACUAUUCACCAUCGACACAAACCUUUCCCAUGGUGUGCCAUGUUGCGAUGAAGCAGGGGACAUUUAUUUUGCAACUGAAGGCAGUUUGCUUCACUGCAGCGCAGAUGGCGUGAUUGUACAGUCUUGGGAACGCAGUAAUAUACCUCGCCCUAAAGAUAUUAUUUAUCUCCCUGAUGAAGGCAAAAUUCAUGUGCUUGGUGAGGAAGAUGUGCGCAUGUGUUAUGUUGGAUACUGAGACUUUUUGAGUUGGUACACAAGCGAAAAUGGACUUCUGUUUCACUUGUGCUCUUCAACAACUCGACUAACAAUUAUUUUUGGAACUGGCUUGAUGAGAAGGUCCCUGACGUCAUUUAUGCUAGUAGACCACUACCCUGACUCCUCAACGCCCCCCCCCCCCCCUUCUUCAAAAACUUGCCUAUAUAGUUUGUGACUUAUUUGGAAGAUACUGUCCAUGGAUCUAGUUUUCAAAUACGAUUGAACAUUCAAUGAUAUAUUUUCCAGAAUCUUGUUAACGACAAGAUUUUACGUGCUACAAUAACAAUUAACAACAAAAUGAGAGAUCACAUGCCUUUCUGUGAUUUGAGCGAGAUUUUUCAAUUGCAAACGGAAUUACUGGUGCAUGUUUAUUUUAAAGUGUAGCAUUUUAAUUUUUUGAAACGCAUAUAUGGAUUAUGUUAAUUUAGGCUGAAGUUCAUAGAAGUUAAUUCAAUAUGCAACUAGAAAGCAGAUCAGAGAGCGCAAACCUCCGCCAAGGCUAACAAUUCCCCGCCAUAUUGUCAGUACACCCAAAAGAAAUACUCGCAUAAAUGGUGAAGAAUCCUUAAGAAACAAUCCUGGAUCCUCACCCAGAUCCGGAUCACUUCCAAAAUCUAAUGGAUUUGUACAACUAGGACCAGCCAAAAAAACAUGUUCAUGCAAUUCUUUCCAUAACUUCUUGAGUUAUCUUGUUAACAAACAAAUCAAUCAACUAACCAACCAACCAACCAAAAAAUCCGAUGAAAACAUAACCUACUUGGCGGGGGUAAUAAAUAUAUCCUUACUACUAAAAAGUAAUUA